GCUGCAGAUUCCUGUUGUGGUCCGUCGUGACGCUGGUCGUCGUAGCGGUGGUUGCCAUAUCAACGGUCCUCAUAAUGUAUCUUAACCAGUAUCAUCUGCCCUUCAUCAGCAGUAACCGGGGCAGAGCCUCCCCCUCCUCCUCACCCGUGAUUUCGACCAAUCCCAGGGACUCUGGCGCCCUGGUGUCAGUGUCCCGUGUGACGGACGGAGAGCCAAUCAGCAUCUUCCUUGACCCAAACUGCCCGGACUACAGCGAGAGCUUCCUGCGCUGGGAGGCGCUGCAGAGCUCCCUGCUGCACGCGCUGACCAAUCACAACGCAGACGGCUGGCAGGACACGGGACUGGCCCCCGGAUUGGCCGAGGAGUUGAAGAUGCUGGUGGGACAAGCCCACCAUCUCAGGCUGGAAGCUGAUUCGCUGAAGAGAGGUCAGAGUGUUCUGGAGCAGCGGCUCGACGAGCUGCUCAGCGAGCAACGACGUGUCGUACAGGUAGCUGCCUAGC
Etheostoma cragini (Arkansas darter) is the source of this 501-nucleotide messenger RNA. Its product is annotated as fibrinogen C domain-containing protein 1-like. NCBI's taxonomy places the organism in Eukaryota, Metazoa, Chordata, Actinopteri, Perciformes, Percidae. The record is from RefSeq and is a predicted model, not a curated record. The transcript is spliced from 2 exons. Bases 75 to 500 code for a protein of 141 amino acids.